Messenger RNA from Seriola aureovittata, 2309 nucleotides. It is a transcript of the gene mipol1, whose product is annotated as mirror-image polydactyly 1. NCBI's taxonomy places the organism in Eukaryota, Metazoa, Chordata, Actinopteri, Carangiformes, Carangidae. The transcript has 14 exons. The coding region runs from base 485 to 1927 and encodes 480 amino acids. The record is from RefSeq and is a predicted model, not a curated record.
GGUCGGAACUAACUUAUAAAAUAUUGGUUUAGUGAGUUCCCUCAAAAAAACAUUCGCUGCAGUUCCACAAACGGCCUGUGGGGGCAGCAGUGCGCCUUUGCUGUGUCUGGUCAAAGCAGGAUGAAGACGAUGUCACACUCCGGUACAGCAGGUGGCGGGAUUCCGUGAAUUGCCGUUAUUAAACAGAAGAAGAAGAGGAGGCGACAGCAGCAGCAGCAGAAGAAGAAGAAGAAGAAGGAAAAAGAAAAAGAAAAAGAAAAAGAAAAAGGAAAAGAAGAAGAAGAAGAAGAGGACCCGAGGUGUGUUUGUGUUUUAGCUCCGAACUCCAACAGAAACUUCCUCUCAACCCUCGGGACCAGGUUUUUCCUCCGGGAAGGAACCGCGACUGUCCAGCGUGACUGGAGAAACCAGUUCAGAGAGUCCAGAGAAGACCAGUCUGUCAACAUGGACGCCCAGCAGGGAGCUCAGGGACUCGCUGGUGGACAUGUACACAGAUAAUCCCAGACUGAACGCGGAGCUGCGACAACGUCUGCCUUCACCUGCCAGACAACAACUCAUCAACCCUGACAGAAUAAAACUCCAGAGAAACAGAGGCUGCAGAACUUCAUUGAGAAUCGUGUUUCUGAUGUUUUACAGAUCAGGGACCGGUCUGAGUCUGGACCACAUCGAGUGGCCUCAGGCUUCCCAGCACCUCCAGGAUCAUCCAAGCUCCUGCUCCCCCUCCCCUCUGUCCCACAGGAGAUCUGUCUCUCCUGUCUCACCCCUCUUCCACAGGAGGUUUGUCUCUCCAUUGUCUUCCAGACCUUCAGGAGGUGCAGGGGAGAUGGAGAUGGACCCCAGCAGAGACCCUUCUCCUCGUGCAGAGAGCUGUGGAGAUGAACAUGGUGGAGGUGGAGCACCCAGAGGACCUGGAAGUCCCGGCCAUAGAAGACACCUGGUCACUGCUGACGGCAGUCUUCAUCAGGACGUCUCAGUUGGUGGACUCCAGAGUUUUGAUCGAGACAGGAACAUCUCGUUUCUCCUGAAGGAGCUUGACGCUCUGAGAGAACUCAACAAGAAGCUGCAGGACCAGCUGCUUCAGAAGGAGAAGGAGCUGCAGAGGAGGGAGGUGGAGGAGGAGCUGAGGGAGGAGCAGAGGGAGGCCCGAGGCUGGGAGAGACCUGCUGCGGUGUUGGAGGAGGUGUUGGCAGCUCAGAAGGACAGAGAUCAGGCUCUGAUGUCACGACUCCUGUUGGCCAAUGAGGAGAGAGACGAGGCUCUGCUUCGUGCACGCCGACUACAGCAGGCUGCUGAGUUGGAGAGGUCUAACCUGUUGGACUCUGACAUGGAUGUGGAUGAGCUCCUUCAGUGUGUCUGUGAUGCCAAUUCCGUCCAGGAAGUCGAACAGUUCGGUUUAAUUCUGGUCCAGCGUCUGCAGUUGGCACGGCAACGACGGAAUGACAUCACUGCUCAGGAGAUGAAGGCUGUAAUGGAGGAGAGAGACGGUUCUGUCGCUAGGUGUAAACGUCUGGAACAGGAUCUGAUUCAGGAGAGAGAGCAGAGGGCAACCAAGGAGGAGCUGCUGAGGCUUCAGAGAGAGAAGGAUGGCGCUCUGGAUGACAUGUGGCAGCUGGAGGCGGAGCUACAGGUGCAACGAGCCGAUCACAGCUUUCAACACCUCCUCACCCCCCCCCCCUCGCUGCCGGUUGAUGGUGUCUCUUCAAUGAGUUCGUCAGAAGCUCUAUCUCCUGAGGCCCUGCCCCCUCAGACCCCACCCUUGCUGGUCCAGCUGCAGCAGCUAUCAAAGGAAAAGCAGAGCGUGGAGGCGGAGCUUCAGCGCUGUCAGGAGGCGGAGCGAGAGGCCGGCGAGAGAGUCCGCAGGUUGGAGCGUCUGGUCGAGGUUCUGAGGAAGAAGGUCGGGACAGGAAGCCUCCGAGCCGUCAUCUGAUCUUUUAUAUCAAUAAACUUUAUUAACUUGCUUCAGGCUUUUCUCAAACCUGCAGCUCUGUUAUUAUUAGUCUUUAUAAUCAUUUUGUUAUGUAUAUCAGUGAUGAUCAACCUACAGAAGGUUCUCUCCUUUUUUCUUUAUAUUCUUUGUUUAGUAUCUUAAACUAAUGUAAACCCAGAAAGAAAAUCCUUAAAGCAUUACAGUUUGAAGUGUUUGAUUUUUGGUUCAUUUUUCGAAGUGUAAUCAGGAAAUAUAUAAUUAAGAUGAUGGAACUAAUUCUCAUUGUAAUCAGCUGUUUCUUUCAUGCUAUUGUGUAUGACAUAUGAUGCUAUGAUGGAGUGAAGUAUUUUUUCUUUAUUUGAAAUAAAAUAAUGAUUUUUCA